AUGUCUAGAACGGCCGGGGAUGCCCUCUACCCCCCCCCCCCCAAAGGGACAAAUCAGCCCCAACCCUCUACCCCCAAAGGAACCAUUAAGCCCCAACCCAACCCCCCCCAAAGGAACCAGUCAGCCCCAACCCUCUACCCACAAAGGAACCAUUCAGCUCCCCCCCAAGGAACCAUUCAGCCCCCCCCCAAAGGAACCAUUCAGCCCCAACCCUCUACCCCCAAAGGGACCAUUCAGCCCCAACCCUCUACCCCCCAAAGGGACCAUUCAGCCCCAACCCUCUACCCCCAAAGGGACCAUUCAGCCCCAACCCUCUACCCCAUAGGGACCAUUCAGCCCCAACCCUCUACCCCCAAAGGGACCAUUCAGCCCCAACCCUCUACCCCCCAAAGGGACCAUUCAGCCCCCCCCCCCCCCCCAGGAACCAUUCAGCCCCAACCCUCUACCCCCAACGGGACUAUUCAGCCCCAGCCCUCUACCCCCAAAGGGACCAUUCAGCCCCAACCCUCUACCCCCAAAGGGACCAUUCAGCCCCAGCCCUCUACCCCCAAAGGAACCAUUCAGCCCCAACCCUCUACCCCCAAAGGGACCAUUCAACCCCAGCCCUCUACCCCCAAAGGGACCAUUCAGCCCCAACCCUCUACCUCCAAAGGGACCAUUCAGCCCCAGCCCUCUACCCCAAAGGAACCAUUCAGCCCCAACCCUCUACCCCCAAAGGGACCAUUCAGCCCCAGCCCUCUACCCCCAAAGGGACCAUUCAGCCCCAAGCCUCUACCCCCAAAGGGACCAUUCAGCCCCAGCCUUCUACCCCCAAAGGGACCAUUCAGCCCCAGCCCUCUACCCCCAAAGGGACCAUUCAGCCCCAGCCCUCUACCCCCAAAGGGACCAUUCAGCCCCAAUCUUCCACUCCCAAGGGGACCAUUCAGCCCCCAGCCCUCUACCCCCAAAGGAGCCAUUCAGCCCCCAGCCCUCUACCCCCCAAAGGAGCCAUUCAGCCCCCAGCCAUGGACCGCGAACAAAUGCUCAAUGGUCCGUUUUUAA
Ylistrum balloti is the source of this 1041-nucleotide messenger RNA. RefSeq lists its product as uncharacterized. The transcript has a single exon. Bases 1 to 1041 code for a protein of 346 amino acids. Lineage: Eukaryota; Metazoa; Mollusca; Bivalvia; Pectinida; Pectinidae. The record is from RefSeq and is a predicted model, not a curated record.